CUGGUCACUGCCCCUUUCAAAGGUGAAGACAGUAAAAUUUAUGACGGGCGUCCUAUCAGACAACAGAGGAGCAUAAAAGCAGAAGGAAGAGUGAUAGCCCAUCGGUCCGCGGACGUCUGGAGGGUUCCAGCAUGGGGCUGCGGCCACGCACUUUCCUCCUGGGGCUGCUGCUGCUGCUGCUGGGACGAGGAACUACCCAGGCCCGUACCUCCCCUGGAGAGAACACACUGGAAGAGCAGCUAUGGCCAGAGUGGCAGAGCCUGAAGGGUUUUCCAUUCUCAUGCAACUCAAAGAAGUCAGGAUCUGAUGCGCCUUCUAACUCAGUCCACUCUCUGAGCCCUUCUGAUAUUAAACUUGUGGCAGCCAUUGGCAAUGUGGAAACUCCUCCAGACUCAGGGACGGAUGACCUGGAGAAGCAAGAAUGGACUGAAAGCGAGGGACCGCAGGCGUGCAUGGGAGUGGUGACCGUCCUUUCAGAUGUCAUCAGACACUUCAAUCCAUCUGUCCUGAGGCCCAUCUGCAGCCCUGGGAAGGGAGUGGUACCCCAUAACGGUGCCGAAGACUUGUGGAUUCAGGCAAAAGAGCUGGUGAGGAACAUGAAAGAGAACCAGCAACUUGACUUUCAGAAUGACUGGAAGCUCAUCACCGUGUUCUUCAGUAACACUAGCCAGUGUCACCUGUGUCCCUCCGCCCAACAGCAAAGACACGUGACGAGCAGCAUGGACCAGCUGACGAGAAUGCUGGACUGCCUGCAUCAGGAGGUCCCCAAAGCGUUUGUGAACCUGGUGGAUCUCUCCGGGGUUCUGAGGGGCUCGCACUGGCAUCAGGGGACUCCGCUCAGUCCCACGGCCGAGCCCUGCAGGUGCUCAGGGGAGACCUCGCGGCUGUCCAGGGUUGCGACCCAGUGGGCCUAUCAGGAAACCUGGGAACAGCUCCUGGCCUCCAGCAAGUACAACGAGCAGACGUCCUUCGCAGUGGUUUUCCAGCCUUUCUUCUACGAGGGAACCCUGCCACCACCCUCGGGGGAGCGACCACUCCAGGAUCCCACCGUCCUUGCCUUGACUCUCUGGAACAGCAUGAUGGAGCCAGCAGGACAGAAAGAUGAGCCAUUCAGUGCCAAAGAGAGGCGGCCAGUGAAAUGUCCCUCUCAGGAGAAUCCCUAUCUGUUCACCUACAGGAACAGCAACUACCUGCCCAGGUUGCAGAAAUCCCAGGCGAAGUUUGAGGUGAGAGAUGGAACGGAAAUCAGGUGUCCUGACAAGGAUCCCUCUGACACGAUUCCCACAUCAGUUCACAGGCUGAAGCUGGCUGACAUCAAGGUCAUCGGAGCCCUGGGUGAUUCGCUCACGGCAGGUAAUGGGGCCGGAUCCAAGCCUGGGAACGUCCUGGACGUCUUAACUCAGUAUCGAGGUCUGUCCUGGAGCGCGGGCGGCGAUCAGAACCUCAGCAGCGUCACCACCUUGCCCAACAUCCUCCGGGAAUUCAACCCUUCCCUGAAGGGUUUCUCUGUUGGCACUGGAAGAGAAAACAGUCCUGGGGCCUUCCUAAACCAGGCCGUGGCAGGAGCCCGAGCUGAGGAGUUACCUGCUCAGGCCGGGAGGCUGGUGGGUCUGAUGAAGAAUUGCGAGGAUAUAAAUUUUCAGGAAGAUUGGAAGAUAAUAACCCUGUUUAUAGGAGGCAACGACCUCUGUAAUGUCUGCAAAGACCCGGUCCGCUAUUCUCCACAGAAGUUCGUGGACAACAUCGGGAAGGCUCUGGAUAUCCUCCAUGCCGAGGUGCCUCGGGCGUUUGUGAACCUGGUAAAGAUCCUGGAGAUCAUCAGCCUGAGGGAGCUGUACCAGGAGAAGAAUGUCAGCUGCCCGCGGCUGGUCCUCCGGAAACUGUGUCCCUGUGUCUUGAAGUUUGAUGAUAACUCAACAGAACUUGCCUCCCUCAUCAAAGUGAACAAGAAGUAUCAGGAGGGGACUCACCAGCUGGUCGAGAGUGGGCGAUAUGACACAAGGGAAGAUUUUACAGUGGUCGUGCAGCCGUUCUUUGAAAACGUGGCGAUGCCAAAGACCCCGGAGGGGUUGCCUGACAGCUCUUUCUUCGCUCCUGACUGUUUCCACUUCAGUAGCAAGGCUCAUGCCCGCGCAGCCCAGGCCCUGUGGAACAACAUGCUGGAACCUGUCGGCCAGAAGACAAGAAGGCAUAGGUUUGAAGACAAGAUCAAUAUCACAUGUCCCGACCAGGUUCGGCCAUUUCUGAGCACCUACAAGAACGCUGUGCAGGGUCACGGGAGCCAGCUGCUGUGCAGUGACAGAGCCCCUUCUGCCUCGCCGCCCACCUCAGUGCACACCCUGAGACCUGCAGACAUCCAAGUUGUGGCCGCUCUGGGGGAUUCUCUGACCGCUGGCAAUGGGAUUGGCUCCAAACCGAAUGACCUAUCUGACGUCACUACUCAGUACCGGGGGCUGUCAUAUAGUUCAGGAGGGGACGGCUACCUGGAGAAUGUGACCACCUUACCGAAUAUCCUUCGGAAGUUCAACGGAAAUCUCACAGGCUAUGCGGUGGGCACAGGCAACGCCAGUGACACAAAUGCCUUCCUCAAUCAGGCUGUUCCUGGAACAAAGGCUAAGGAACUUUCAAGCCAAGUCCAGACUCUGAUACAGAAGAUGAAAGAUGACCAUAGAGUAAAUUUCCACGAGGACUGGAAGGUCAUCACGGUGUUGAUUGGAGGCAGUGACUUAUGUGACUACUGCACGGAUUCGAAUCUGUAUUCUGCAGCCAACUUUUUUGACCAUCUCCGAAAUGCCCUGGACAUCCUGCACAGAGAGGUACCCCGGGCGCUGGUCAACCUCGUGGACUUCAUGAGCCCCCGCGUCAUGCGGCGCGUGUUCCUGGGGAACCCCGACAAGUGCCCGGUGCAGCAGGCCAGCAUUUUGUGUAACUGCGUUCUGACCCCGCGGGAGAGCUCCCAAGAGCUGGCCAGGUUGGAGGCCGUCACCCGAGCCUACCAGAGCAGCAUGCGUGAGCUGGUGGAGUCAGGUCGCUACGACACGCGGGAGGACUUCUCCGUGGUGCUGCAGCCCUUCUUCUACAACAUCCAGCUCCCCAUCCUGGCGGAUGGGCGCCCGGAUGUGUCCUUCUUCGCCCCAGACUGCCUCCAUCCAAAUCAGAAAUUCCACUCCCAGCUCUCCAGAGCCCUUUGGGUCAAUAUGCUUGAGCCACUAGGAAAGAAAACGGAUACCCUGGACCUGACGGCAGCUAUACGCCUCCCCUGCCCUGCUCAGAAUGAACCCUUCCUGAGAACCCCCCGGAACAGUAACUACACAUACCCCACCAAGCCGUCCAUUGAGAACUGGGGCAGUGACUUCCUGUGUGAGGAGUGGAAUCCUUCCAACAGUGUCCCCACAUCAGUCCAUGAGCUCCGGCCAGCGGAUAUCAAAGUGGUAGCUGCCCUGGGUGACUCGCUGACUACAGCGGUGGGAGCCCGACCCAGCAACUCCAGUGACCUCUCCACAGCCUGGAGGGGACUCUCCUGGAGCAUUGGAGGGGACGGCGACUUGGGGACCCACACCACACUGCCCAACAUUCUGAAGAAGUUCAACCCCAAAAUCUUCGGCUUCUCCGCCGGCACCCGGGAGGAGACGGCCGGGCUGAAUGCAGCAGUGGGAGGGGCCAGAGCUCGUGACAUGCCGGCCCAGGCCCGGGACCUCAUGGAGCGAAUGAAGAACAGCCCUGAAAUCAACCUACAGAAAGACUGGAAGCUCAUCACCCUGUUCAUUGGGAGCAACGAUUUGUGCCAUUACUGCGAGAAUCCGGAGGCCCACGCAGCCAGCGAGUAUGUUCGGCACAUCCAGCAGGCCCUGGGCAUCUUCUAUGAGGAGCUUCCAAGGGCUUUCAUCAACGUGGUAGAGGUCAUGGAGCUGGCUGGCCUGCACCAGGGCCAAGGUGGGAAAUGUGUCAUGCCACUGGCAGCCCAGAACAACUGCACCUGCCUCCGAGGCUCCCAGGAGAACUCCCUGGAGAUGCUGCAAGAACUGAAGACAGUGAACUGGGACUUCCAGAGUCGCCUCUCCAGGCUCUCCUACCAGUACCUGCAGCGUGAGGACUUCGCCGUGGUUGUGCAGCCUUUCCUCCAAAACACUCUUGUCCCCCUGAAUGACCGAGGAGGCGCUGACCUCACCUUCUUCUCCGAGGACUGUUUCCACUUCUCAGAACGCGGGCAUGCUGAGAUGGCCAUCGCUCUCUGGAAUAACAUGCUGGAACCCGUGGGUCAAAAGACAACCUCCAACAACUUCACCUAUAGCCGAACCAAACUCAAGUGCCCCUCCCCUGGGCGCCCCUACAUCUGCACCCUGAGGAACAGUCGGCUGCUCCAAGGCCGGGCUAAAGCAGACCCCCCAAUGCUCUCCUGGGCCGUGCCAGUGGCAGCAGGAGGCGGCCUUGCGGUUGGUGUCGGCACAGUGAUGGCCUGGAGAGCCCUAAGGGGUCGCCAGAGGGAAAAUCCUCCCAUAAGUCUGAACACUGUGAGCUUGUAGGCCCGCCAGCCCUGUGCGGGCUCUCAUCCUGAAUUCCCCAGCCACGUUCCUCACCAGCCCUCUCCCUUGGCCACCCCUGGCCACUAAGGAGGUCACUCGCUUCAACACCUGGUAAUGUAGGAAGCCAAAGGGACAGUCACAACUCCUUGGGGCCUGGGACCUAUGAUCCUGGAAUCGGCACAUCUAAAUAAAGGCCAAAGCUGUUCUA
This is a messenger RNA of Lagenorhynchus albirostris (white-beaked dolphin), 4731 nucleotides long. It is a transcript of the gene PLB1, whose product is annotated as phospholipase B1. The coding region runs from base 132 to 4523 and encodes 1463 amino acids. The transcript is spliced from 58 exons. The record is from RefSeq and is a predicted model, not a curated record. Gene Ontology annotation, biological process: phospholipid metabolic process. Gene Ontology annotation, cellular component: brush border membrane. NCBI's taxonomy places the organism in Eukaryota, Metazoa, Chordata, Mammalia, Artiodactyla, Delphinidae. Gene Ontology annotation, molecular function: A2-type glycerophospholipase activity; retinyl-palmitate esterase activity; phosphatidylcholine lysophospholipase A1 activity.